Messenger RNA from Capra hircus (goat), 1216 nucleotides. It is a transcript of the gene NDUFAF2, whose product is annotated as NADH:ubiquinone oxidoreductase complex assembly factor 2. Bases 98 to 604 code for a protein of 168 amino acids. The record is from RefSeq and is a predicted model, not a curated record. Lineage: Eukaryota; Metazoa; Chordata; Mammalia; Artiodactyla; Bovidae. Gene Ontology annotation, cellular component: membrane. Gene Ontology annotation, biological process: mitochondrial respiratory chain complex I assembly. The transcript is spliced from 4 exons.
GCGUUGGUGGGCGGGGUCAGCGGCGGGGGCGUUCCGCUUGGGUUGCUGAUAUCCCGGCACAUCCCGCCGCCCGCCGCGCCGGAGCUGGUGGGACAGUAUGGGUUGGUCUCAGCAUUUGUUCGGCGUCCUGCGGAGAGCACUGUCAAAGGAAGUGAAAGAGCAAGUGGGCACAGACCGGUUCGGGAACAAAUACUAUUAUAUCCCGGAGUACAAGAACUGGAGAGGACAAACUAUUCGAGAGAAAAGAAUUGUAGAAGCAGCAAAUAAAAGAGAAAUAGACUAUGAAGUGGGGGAUAUCCCAACAGAAUGGGAAGCUUGGAUCAGAAAAACAAGAAAGACUCCGCCUACUAUGGAGGAAAUAAUGAAGAAUGAAAUAUACAGAGAAGAAAUUCAAAUGAAAAGCCAAGAUUUUUAUGAAAAAGAAAAGCUUCUUCAGGAGGAGAGCAACAAGGAACUUCCUCCACCAGUUCAAACUCAGAUUAAAGGGCACGCCUCUGCUCCGUACUUUGGAAAAGACGAACCCUCAGUGACUCCCACCAGCACUGGCAAAACCUUUCAGCCAGGAUCCUGGAUGCCGCAAGACGACAAGCGCCACAGUCAAUGAGUGUACUGUGGUAAAGCUUUAUAUAUAUCUGACUAUUUUAACAAAUAAAAGUAAAAAGUUACUUUGUGCUUUUCACCUCUACUCUAGUUUCUCUUUGCCGUUAAGCUUAAGAUCUUGUUUUCACUGUUGUGUAAGUGUGAGAUUAUCAACCAUCAAAACCUAACUUCUUGUAGGCUUAAAUCCUUCACUUGGCUUAUUCAGUCAUCAUUCUCUGUUUAUGAAUUUGCUCAGUUUUUUUCCUCUUUUAUUUGUUUCCAUAUAUCUUGGUAGAAACGGUAAGGGUAAAUAAAUACUGAGCUCAGAACACUGCUAUUUCUAUAGAUUCUAAAGGACUAAUUUCUAUAAUUCUAAAGGAUCUAUAGAAAUUAGAGAAUAUAGAAAUUCUCUGUUUAUGAAUUGUCUAAGAUUUUUCCCUCUUUGGAUUGCUCCCAUAUAUCUAGGUAGAAAUGGUAAGGGUAAAUAUUGAGCUUAGAAGAAUGCUAUCUCUAUAGAUUCUAAAGGAUUCUAAAGAUAAGAUUCUAAAGGACUAAUCAAAAACAUGAACUUGGAUGAGGCACGUGGAGGCCAAGAAAAUUUACUUGAUAAAUGAAAAAAAAAAACUAUCUUGAUGAG